AUGUCUAGCCUAAGAAGCCAGCUGCAGCAGUCAAACGUGAUAGCGCAAUUCCCCCUAGCCAAGUACUCGUAUGCUGAGUCUCUGGCCGACCAGCAUGGGCCGGUCAACUGGACGCACUUGCAUUCAAGCGACCUGAACGUUCUUUUUGAGAAAGACACUUCAUCUGCGUCAGGAAUCAGCUCUAUCCAGCAAAAAUUGCGUCUUCGAGUAAUUCGCGCGCACGAGAACCUGGAAGACCUUGAUCUGAAUUCAUUGGCCCGCGAAGCCACUCAGCAGGCCAUUUCGAAACAUGCGAGGAACACCAAACCAUCAGUUGCUAUUAUUAUCAAGGAUCCCUGUUUGGCCGUCCGGUAUCCUUUCGGCAGAGAACAGCUGCGUCGUUUUCAACUCAAGUUCUCCUCCAGUCGCGACUAUCGUGAAGUUUUGGAAAUAUUGAGGGAGAUCAACUGCCCCUUCAGCGAGUCCUCCGGCGAGCAUCCUUCGCGCUCAGCCAGUUUGAGACCAGACUCUUCCUCUUCAAGAAUACUAACUCCGGCUGCAACAAUGAUCAGCACUAGUAAUGACUGGAGCCAACGUUUUGCGGCACCGACGGACAGUCACUCGUGGAAUCAGGGGUUAUCAAGAAGCCAUACAACGCUUGGAACAACGACGGACAGACAGCCUGUCAAUGCCUCCUCUCCCAGUUCAAUUUCAUCGCGUCUAUAUGCAAAUGGCCGCGGCCCAGACGACUCUCACAAGGACCUCCCGAGGGAACGCACAAUUACACCAAGCGCAGAGUACGCAAGCAAUGAACAAGAACGGCCGAUCACCUCACCAGCGUACGACACUCAAGUUCUCAAUCAAGUACUGCCACCGAAGAGAGACCUCCCGUUUUCCAAACCUGGGCCACGACCAAGCCCCUUGUUCAAUCGACAACCGGCAAACCGGUUUACAAAGUGGCCAGAACCAGCUCCAAAGCCUCCCAAAAACCCCAAUGAUGGCUCCGGCGUGAAUUGUGCAUCGCCACGACCACAUACAGCCCAGUCAAAAGUAACGGUCCCGGCAACGAGCUCCCCCGCCCGCCAGCUUCGUCUAGAACUGGAGGAUAGGCAAUGGAAUCCAAAUAAAGAAAAGCAGAAUCCGUCCUUGGAAGCAGCAUCCGCCUCUUCUCCACUUCUCACCACUUCCAUAUUUCCAGCAUCUAGUCCUAUUAAUGGCAGAACACAACAGAAUGGAACGACGACAGGAUCCUUACCUGUUGCGACUUCAUCUGCUCUCGACAACCCACCUACAUCCCAUCACCAACCACCAGUGGAGAUGCAAAAUGUCAGAGCAGCAUCGCAAGGAAUACCCAUAUCCUCAGCAGACCUGUCCACAUUCCUGGCGACACCCGAAUCAGAGCGCUCCCAGCUCGUCAGCAACUGGGUAUGCCAACAACUCGAAGACGACGGGUUCCGAGCUCUGUGUCAAGACGUCGAGCGCGUGUGGCAGCGAAUUGCCUUUGGAACAUGA
Molecule: messenger RNA, 1491 nt
Organism: Talaromyces rugulosus
Lineage: Eukaryota; Fungi; Ascomycota; Eurotiomycetes; Eurotiales; Trichocomaceae
Exons: 4
Coding region: 1-1491 (496 amino acids)
Biological process (GO): reciprocal meiotic recombination
Source: RefSeq, a predicted model, not a curated record